GGUGGGACCCUGCGGGCCGGGCCCCUUCUCCCUGUCCGCUUUCCUCUCCCCCUGUGCCGCGGGCCCCCCUGGGGACGGCAGCCCCGCGGAGUCCGGGCCUUUCCCCGGAGGGGCUGGGGAAGGCCUUUCCGGGCACCUCUGGAGUGCCCGGGGUUGGAGCCGUGGGGUUGUCCCAGGGAGGAGGCGCCUGCCGCCCGUCCCCUUCUGCUGCCUGCGAGCAGGGCCCGGGGAGAGACAGGCGAGGAGGUUCCUCGGAGGCGGGUGUUGCGCGUUAUGGCCUGGGAUCGCUGUGACUGGGGGCUCCCGGGGGGUAAAUCAUCGGUGAGCAGGGCAGGCGUCGGUUUUAGGUACCAGAGUUCACUUCCAGGCCCGCUUCUCAAAGAUAUUCUCCGGCUCCCCCAGAAUCUGUCACGUUGGGAGGGAACACAGGGAGCAUUGUUUUGAAGAAUGUCUGGAAGUUUCUACUUCGUGAUAGUUGGUCAUCAUGAUAAUCCCAUAUUUGAAAUGGAAUUUCUGCCUCCUGGAAAAGUAGAGUCAAAGGAUGAUCAUCGCCAUCUCAACCAGUUCAUUGCCCAUGCUGCUCUCGACCUCGUAGAUGAGAACAUGUGGCUUUCCAACAACAUGUACUUGAAGACUGUGGACAAGUUUAAUGAAUGGUUUGUUUCUGCUUUUGUCACAGCUGGACAUAUGAGAUUUAUAAUGCUUCAUGAUGUAAGGCAAGAAGAUGGAAUUAAGAACUUCUUUACUGAUGUAUAUGAGUUGUAUAUAAAGUUUGCAAUGAAUCCAUUUUAUGAACUCAAUACUCCUAUUCGAUCCACUGCCUUUGAAAGAAAAGUCCAGUUCCUUGGGAAGAAACACCUUUUAAGCUGAAUAAAUAAAUCUCCUGAGUGAGUGCUUUUCCCAACUUUCCUGAUUGUUUGAACUGUACUUCGUCUGGUUAGUCCCCUGCAUGUUUUAUACUUAUCUUCUGAAGACUGACUAAUUGGACGCUGAAGCAGCUUUUUCUUUUGCUGAUAUAGAUAAGCAGCCAAGCUUCUCUGGUUAAAAAAAGGUGUAUCUGAAGAAGUUUCCUUUUAUGUGACAUGAAAAUAAAGUUUUAAACUGUCAGAGGCUGCAGGGGUACAAAGGAAGAAACUGAGACAUUAUGUGUUAAUGCAUAUGCAAAGUGUAAGCCUCUGACACAGGCAGGGAGGAAAUGAAACCUAAAUGCAAAAGAUGUCACCAGUCACCUGGUUUAAUAUGAGCAAAAGGGAACUCCUGACUGUUUGGCCUAAAUGCUUAAUUUUAUAACAAACUUUCCUAGUUGUAUUCCUUCAGUUGAGAGCUCACUCUGCAGACUAACCAGACUAAGAUUACACUCUGUGGUAGUAAAUCAAGCCUCUAUUUAUUGAUGUGUAAUUUUAUGUAUAUAAACUGCUGAAUAAAAAAUGGAAAAUCAGAAAAGCUGUCUCCAGUACAUCAAGAAAUUUUGAGAAAAACUCCCACAGUUUAAAAGUGUCUCAUUUCAAAUUUUCCACGUAUUUAGUGCAAUACACAUUUAGCUGCAGUGUUGCAUCAAUAAAUGAAGUAGACCAGAAUAGCCAGAUCUGCCCUGAUAUUAAUUCUAAUUUACUCAUUAAAAAAAACCCCAAACUAAAUUUACAUGUUUAAACCCAGUAUUUUUCCUACUAUUUCUUCAAUUGCUGAAACUUUCUUUUUGUAAAUAAAUUUAGAGGAUGAUCUUUGCACCAUGAAACUAUAGUUGUUGAGGUUUCAAGAAAGGCAUUAUUUGGCCUGUCUGGCUUCUAUUCCACUGUAAAAUGUUUUAGGAACCAUUUUGCAAAACUUAACAUCAUUCCAAACCAGUAAAUUUUAAAUGGAUUAUUUGGCAUAUGUGUACCUAAUACUUUGCUUGGGUUUACAAUCUUAAGUAUUCUGUUUCUUUUUGCAGCAAAUCUGUAUAAGCUAUCUUGUACUUUUUUUUUCAAUAUCUGAAAAAUUUCCAAAGGAAGUGACAUGCUAUUCUAAGAAGUAUUUUGCAUAGUCUGUAUAAGUAAGGGGAUCACAUCUGUAUGUGCUAUAAGUGUAUAGUCAGUCAUCAUUUCUGCACUUACUGCUAAGUUGUCACUGUAAAAUGUUCUAUGAGAAAAAUGAACAUAUUAUCCUAAAUAAAAGAUUAAAUGUUGUAGUA
Messenger RNA from Serinus canaria (Common canary), 2170 nucleotides. RefSeq names its product trafficking protein particle complex subunit 2 (gene TRAPPC2). Bases 448 to 870 code for a protein of 140 amino acids. Lineage: Eukaryota; Metazoa; Chordata; Aves; Passeriformes; Fringillidae. Gene Ontology annotation, biological process: endoplasmic reticulum to Golgi vesicle-mediated transport. The transcript is spliced from 5 exons. The record is from RefSeq and is a predicted model, not a curated record. Gene Ontology annotation, cellular component: TRAPP complex; nucleus; cytoplasm.